Molecule: messenger RNA, 3957 nt
Organism: Heterocephalus glaber (naked mole-rat)
Lineage: Eukaryota; Metazoa; Chordata; Mammalia; Rodentia; Bathyergidae
Gene: Lvrn
Product: laeverin
Biological process (GO): proteolysis; peptide catabolic process
Cellular component (GO): cytoplasm; membrane
Molecular function (GO): metalloaminopeptidase activity; zinc ion binding; peptide binding
Source: RefSeq, a predicted model, not a curated record
CUGGGAGCGGGAGCCGCUCGCUGCCGUCUCUGUCCUCCCAGACUGCUGAGGAGGAGGAGGGACGGUGCGAGAGGAGGCGCGCGGGUCCCAUCACCGACACCAGCCUCAGGGUUCGCCGCCGCCGGCCCGCAGUCUGCGCCCCGCGCCCCUAGCCCGCCAUGGGGCCCCCGUCCAGCUCCGGCUUCUUCAUGAGCCGCGCAGUGGCCCUGCUGCUGGCGGCGCUGGCCGUCGCGCUGCUCCUGGCGCUCCUCGUCCUCGCCGCCCUCUUCGGCCUCUGCACGCGCGCCCCGCUGUCGGAGCCCUGCAGCCGCUGGGACCCGGACGCCGCGCCCUCUGCCCCCGGCGGCCAGGAAGAGCUGGCGCCGACCCCGAAAUCCGGCCCUGCACCGGAGCCGGCGGUGACGACCCUCCCGCCCGACUGGAGACUACCUGGGCCGUGGGACCAGCUGCGCUUGCCGCCCUGGCUAGUCCCGCUGCACUACGACCUGGAGCUGUGGCCCCGGCUGCUGCCCGACGGGCUCUGGGAGCGGAGGCUGCGCUUCACCGGCCGCGUGAACAUCACCGUGCGCUGCGUCGCGGCCACCGUGCGGCUGCUGCUGCACAGCCUCUACCUGGACCACGAGCUCCCCGAGGUGCUGGGUCCCCUGUCGCCCGGCGCCAGGGACGCUGCUGCGGGCCGCGUGCCGGUGCAGGACAUGUGGUUCGCCGUGGACACGCAGUACAUGGUGCUGGAGCUCGGGGAGGCCCUGCAGCCCGGGAGCCUCUAUGAGCUGCAGCUCCGCUUCACGGGUCCUGUGUUCAAGGGAACCAGGGAGGGGCUCUUCCUCAACGUCUACUCGGACCAGGGAGAGCGCAGAGCCCUGAUAGCAUCUCAAAUGGAACCAACAUUUUCCAGGAGUGUUUUCCCUUGUUUUGAUGAGCCAGCUCUUAAGGCAACUUUUAAUAUUACAAUUAUCCACCAUCCAAGUUAUGUGGCCCUUUCCAACAUGCCACAGCUAGGUCAGUCAGAAAGAGAUGUAAAUGGAAGCAAAUGGACAGUUACUACCUUCUACACCACACCCUCCAUGCCAACUUACUUAGUUGCACUUGCCAUAUGUGACUAUGACCAAGUCAACAGAACGGAAAGGGGCAAGGAGAUACGCAUCUGGGCCCGGAAAGAUGCCAUUGCAAAUGGAAAUGCAGAUUUUGCUUUAAACAUCACAGGACCCAUCUUCUCAUUUCUAGAGGAUUUGUUUAAUAUCAGUUAUCCUCUUCCAAAAACAGAUCUAAUUGCCUUGCCUGUUUUUGACAACCAUGCAAUGGAAAAUUGGGGACUAAUGAUGUUUGAUGAAUCAUUGUUACUGCUGCUGCCAAGUGAUCAACUGACAGUAAAAAAGGCUCUGAUCUCCCAUAUUGUCUCCCAUGAGAUUGGACAUCAGUGGUUUGGAAACUUGGUUACCAUGAAUUGGUGGAACAAUAUCUGGCUCAAUGAGGGUUUUGCAUCUUAUUUUGAGUUUGGAAUAACUAACUACUUCAAUCCUAAACUCCCAAGAAAUGAGAUCUUUUUUUCUAACUUUUUACAUGGUGUCCUCAGCGAAGAUCAUGCCCUGGUGUCUAGAGCUGUGUCCAUGAAGGUGGAAAAUUUCACAAAAACAAGUGAAAUACAUGAACUCUUUGACUUAUUUACUUACAACAAGGGAGCAUCUAUGGCCCGCAUGCUUUCCAGUUUCCUGAAUGAACAUGUGUUCAUCGGUGCACUUAAGUCUUAUUUGAAGGCGUUUUCUUACUCAAAUGCCGAGCAAGAUGAUCUAUGGAGGCAUUUUCAAAUGGCUAUAGAUGACCAGAGUAAAAUUCUUUUGCCAGCAACAGUAAAAAGCAUAAUGGACAGUUGGACACACCGGAGUGGUUUUCCAGUCAUCACUUUAAAUGUGUCCAGUGGUGUCAUGAAUCAGGAGCCAUUUUAUCUGGGAAAAGUUGAAAAUCAGACCCUUCUGACCCACAAUGGCACAUGGACUGUCCCCAUUCUUUGGAUGAAAAAUGGAAUGACACAGUCCUUAGUCUGGCUAAAUAAAAGCAGUGAAGUAUUCCCUGAAAUGCAAGUUUCAGAUUCUAAUAAUGACUGGGUGAUUUUAAAUUUGAAUAUGACUGGAUAUUAUAGAGUUAAUUAUGAUAAAUUAGGUUGGAAAAAAUUAAAUCAACAGCUUGAAAAGGAUCCUAAGGCUAUUCCUGUUAUUCACAGAUUACAGUUGAUUGAUGAUGCCUUUUCCUUAUCUAAAAACAAUUAUAUUGAGAUUGAAACAGCACUUGAUUUAACCAAAUACCUUGCUGAAGAAGAUGAAAUCAUAGUAUGGUAUGAAGUCUUGGCAAACUUGAUAACCACGGAUCUUGUUUCUGAUGUGAGCAAGUAUGAUAUAUAUCCAUUAUUAAAGAAAUAUCUAUUAAAGAGACUAAAGUCAAUAUGGAAUAUUUAUGCAACUAUAAUUCGUGAAAACGUGGCAGCAUUGCAAGAUGACUAUCUAGCUCUAAUAUCACUGGAAAAACUUUUCACAACUGCAUGUGGGUUCGAUUUUGAAGACUGUCUUCAGCUGUCAAGAGAACUCUUCAGAAAAUGGAUGAGCCAUCCAGAGAAUAAAAUACCUAAUCCGAUUAAAAGUGUGAUUUUAUGCUAUGGCAUUGCCUUGGGAAGUGAUAAAGAAUGGGAUUUUCUGUUAAACGUCUACACUAACACAACAGAAGAAGAGGAAAGAAUUCAACUUGCUUAUGCAAUGUGCUGCAGUAAAGACCCAUGGAUACUUAACAGAUAUAUGCAGUAUGCCAUCACUGCAUCUCCAUUCACUUUUAAUGAAACAAAUGUAAUAGAAGCUGUGGCAGCAUCUGAAGUUGGCCGAUAUGUCGCAAAGGACUUUUUAGUCGACAAUUGGCAAACUGUGAGUGAAAGGUAUGGGACACAAUCACUGGUUACUCUAAUGUAUACAAUAGGGAGAACCAUAAGUACAGAUCUACAAAUCAUGGAGCUGCAGCAGUUUUUCAGUAACAUGUUGGAGGAGCACCAGAGGAUUACAGUUCAUGCCCAAUUACAGACAAUAAAGAAUGAAAAUCUCAAAACCAAAAAGCGAAGUGCCAGGAUAGCUGAGUGGCUCCGGAAAAAUAUAUAGUUUGAGGCUACGUCCAGCAUACCUCUUACAUAUUAUAAUCUUGUUUGCUCACAGUUUUGUCUCCCAAUACUUUGCGGGUCUUGAGAACUGCAUAUUUUGUUUGUAUUUCAGUCACAUUCACUACUCAGACUCAUGUUGUUCCUAUGUUGUCAUGUUUGGCCCUGAGGCUUAGUGAUUGAUGAGGAUUUGGUCAAAACUGCUAUAUUUCUGAGGAAAAUUGCACUGCACAUUGGGCAAUAAACCCAAAGAAUUUACUUUAAAUACCUUAUGAAAACAAAUUUUUCCAAGAAAGUUUUGCUAAUUCUGUUGUGAAGACCGUAGAAUAUUAAAUUAUUGGCAUUAACGAAGAGAACAUUCUUUUCUGAGGAAAAUACAGACUUGCAAUACUCUAGGGUUUAUUCAGAUCAGUAUUGAAAGAACAAUGAGAACACAACAUUACAGUGUGAAGAAACAGAAACCAGAAAAACAAUAUUCACUAAGAGAUACAAAAGCCAAAGCAAAGCAAGUUUCAAGGAGGAAAAGCAAACAAUUUUAUGAGCCAUAUUAAGUGCCCUAAAGACAAGAAAUGUGCCAUUUCUCUCUCCCAAAGAACUUAUUACAUUGAAGUAUAUUUUGAUGGUACUGAAUUUUAUGAAAUUAUAAAAUGACAAAUGAUUGUAAGACCCAUGAGAUGCCUCUAACACCACUGCUGUGGUGGUCACUGUGGGGAUGAAGGGUCUGCCCUGAAGCCCAUGUGUGUUGAUGUGUGGGGUGGACACUCUUUUAGCCAGAGCUUGUAAGAGAAAAUAAUGCUGCUAAAGACAGCACCAAGGGGCCGGGGAUU